GCAAAAGCAUAAAACAGAGCUAGAAAGCUCUUGGUGAUCAAUAUUAUUAACUGGUCUAUAUUAUUGGCUGAUAGAGCAUGGAUUGCACCAUGGCCAGUGUUCUUCCUUCAAGGUAAAUGCUAGUAACUUUCUACUUUAGUUUAGACUGACUGAUGACGUAUAGAUUGGAUGACCAAUUAUGGACGUAGUAAGGGCAUGUGCGCAUGUAUGAUCCAUUCAAUCUAAAGCUAUAAAUAUCUGAUGAUGAUUGUGAAUCUGUGAUGAUGGAUAACAACAUUUCAUAUCCGCCAUGCAUCGUCAUCAUCAUACUUCCCCCCAUUCAUGGCCCUCUCCAUCUCUCCCAGCUCUCUCAUCAACAUCUCCACCUCCGCCUCUGAGCUCCACUAAUGGCUCUGCCCAUGCCCAUGCCCACCCUCUCCUCCCCUAUCUGGACCUCGCCCACUCCUCUAUCCAGCUCAAACAAAUCCAUGCCCAAGCCCUCAAAUUCCCUCCUCAUCCCCACCUCCUCCUCCUCCAUUCCCGCCUCAUCCACUCUAUCUCCCUCUCCGGCGACCUCCUCUACUCUCUCCGUCUCCUCCUCCACCCUUUCCCCCUUCUUCUCCCCACCUCCUUCUCCUUCAACUCCCUCAUCCGUUCCUUCUCACGCUCCCCCUCCCUCAAACCCCUCUCUCUCCAACUAUACCUUCAAAUGCUACUCCUUUCCUUAUCCCCCGAUAACCACACCUUCCCUUUCGUCCUCAAGUCUUGCGCUUUCCUUUCCUCCUCCUCCUUCGGCUCCCAGCUUCAUUCCCACAUCGUCAAGCUCGGCUUCUCCUCUGAUAUCUAUAUUCUCAACAGUCUUGGUCACUUCUACUCCUCUUGUGGCAAGUUAUCUCUUGCACGCCAACUGUUCGAUGGAAUGCCUUUGAGAAAUCGCGUGUCUUGGAAUAUCAUGAUUGAUGGCUGUGUCAUGUGCGGUGAGUACGAGACUGCGUUGGAACUGUUUAGAGAUAUGCAAAGCCAGUUCUCGCCUGACGCAUACACAAUGCAGAGCGCCCUCUGCGCGUGUGCUGCGCUCGGCGCGCUGUCACUUGGGAUGUGGGCGCACGCCUUCGUGUUGAGGAAAUGCGAUGCCAGUGUUCAAAAUGAUGUUUUGAUUAACAACUCGUUGAUAGAUUUGUACUCAAAAUGUGGGGAUAUUGUCAUGGCCCGCAGGGUGUUUGAUGAAAUGCCGCAAAGGGAUGUGACUUCUUGGAAUGCAUUGAUUCUUGGACUUACAAUGCACGGUCAAGUUGAGGAUUCAUUGUUGGCCUUUGUUCAGAUGAUUUCAGACGUCGAAGGUGAUAAACUGAGGCCAAAUUCGAUCACUUUUAUCGGUGUCUUGAGUGCUUGCAAUCAUGGUGGAUUAGUGACUGAAGGACAAAAAUAUUUUCGAUCCAUGGUUGAUGAAUUUGGCAUCAAACCACAAUUGGAGCAUUACGGUUGCAUGGUUGAUAUUCUAUCUCGUGCUGGUCACAUAGAAGAGGCUUUAGAACUAGUCAAGAACAUGAAUUGCAAACCUGAUGUCGUGUAUGGAGAAGCAUUCUUGAUAUGGAGAAGCAUUCUUGAUGCAUGUUGCAAGAGAAAUGCCGGAGUUGAGUUCAGUGAGGCAGUGGCACAGCGAGCUCUUGAAUCAGAGCUAGUGGCAACAAGCGGUGUUUAUGUGCUGCUCUCGAAAGUCUACGCCUCUGCAAACCGAUGGAAUGAAGUAGGCUUGGUUCGAAGACUGAUGAGCGAAGAAGGGAUCAAGAAAGAGCCCGGCUGUAGCUCUAUAGAGAUUGGUGACGGCAUUGUUCAUGAAUUUGUUGCAGGUGAUUCAUCGCAUCCAAAGUCGAAGGAGAUUUAUGAGAAGCUGAAUGAAGUUGAAUGCAAACUAGUAAUGGCUGGUUAUGUGCCGGAUUCGUCUCAAGCUCCAUUGGUGGCUGAAGUUGAUGGUGUUAAGUGUGAGUCUCUUCGUCGGCAUAGUGAGAGGCUUGCUAUAGCAUUUGGUCUGAUCAGUACAAAACCUGGGAUGACAAUUCGAGUGCUCAAGAACUUGAGGAUUUGCAGAGAUUGCCAUGAAAUUGCCAAGUUGAUCUCAAAACUGUAUUGUAGAGAGAUUGUUGUGAGAGAUAGGGCUAGGUUUCAUCAUUUUAGAGAUGGUUCAUGUUCUUGCAUGGAUUAUUGGUGAUGAUAUCCGUUUAAUUUCCAUGAAAAUUAUUAAUGAAUACAUAUAUAUAUAUAUA
Molecule: messenger RNA, 2243 nt
Organism: Dioscorea cayenensis subsp. rotundata (Guinea yam)
Lineage: Eukaryota; Viridiplantae; Streptophyta; Magnoliopsida; Dioscoreales; Dioscoreaceae
Product: pentatricopeptide repeat-containing protein At1g59720, chloroplastic/mitochondrial-like
Biological process (GO): RNA modification
Molecular function (GO): protein binding; zinc ion binding; RNA binding
Source: RefSeq, a predicted model, not a curated record